Messenger RNA from Bradysia coprophila, 1851 nucleotides. Its product is annotated as coiled-coil domain-containing protein 174. The record is from RefSeq and is a predicted model, not a curated record. Gene Ontology annotation, cellular component: nucleus. Lineage: Eukaryota; Metazoa; Arthropoda; Insecta; Diptera; Sciaridae.
GACAGACGAUUCUCUUUCCAUCAUUCAUAUAUUUAUUUACUGAGAGUAGUGAUAACAAAAACGUUUUGCAUUGAUCGGAAUAAACUUUUACAAGAAUUUUUAACAACAGAUGCAUCAUGAACGAUCCAAAUAAACGAAUCGACGUAAACUUGUCGUCGUUGCUUAGUUUGAAGGCUGAACUACUGCGGAAACAUGAAGAAGUCACCAAAGCAAAAAGCAGUCACAUCGUCGAUAAUUUCGUGCCAAGAAGAGGUGACAAACAUAAGGAAAGAAAAACGAAAUCGAACGAUUCAGCCACAACAACCACACAGAGACAGAACUCCGAAUCGUACGAAGAUACUGAAAUGUUGAGCCGUUCGAAAAAGAUUUUGGAAGCGAAAAGUAAAUUUUACGAUAAAAUGACUAAAGCGGGCGGAUCAUUGAAUUCGGAUGAAAACUGUCUGGUGAUGUUCAAUCAGAAGAAGCAAAGUGGCGUUCCCAAUGCUAGGUAUGAAUCGAGUAGUUCAAGUAGUUCGGAUGAUUCGGAUACUGAAUCGCACGACAAAGAAGAACCGGGCGAAUGGGUGGAGUACACGGAUUGCCUUGGUCGGACCAGAAAGUGCUUGAAGGAGGACGUAGAGUUUUUCAAAAAGAAAGACGGCGAGCUAGCAGAAACCGUUGCAGAACGGAAUAAGGCCAACGGUGUUGAUGUUAAGGCAGAGCCGCCGAAAUGGUUCAUCGAUACAAAAGGUGAUUUUAAGCUGCCGAUGCAACUAAACGACACCGGUUCAAAAGACGACGACACAAUGAGCAUGCUAUCGAAAUCAUCGAAAAUCGACGAGAUUCGUCAAAACUGGGAGAAACAAGAAGCCGAAAAUUUAACGAAAGACUCUGUGCACUAUCAGGGUGUUCUGUUCGAUGAGGCUCGUACGCAUGGCGUCGGCUACUAUGCAUUUUCUACGGACGAAACUGAACGAGCGAGCCAGCAAAAAGAAUUGGAGGCGACUCGUUUGAAAACGUUGGCCUCACAAAAGGAAAGGGAGAAUCAACGGAUGUCGAGAGAGAAAAUUAUCGCUGAAAGAGUAAAGGCUGCCAAGAAUCGACAGAGAGCUCGAUUGGGUUUGCCUCCUUUGGAAGAGAAUCCCGAACCUACUGAACAGGAAUUAGUCGAUAAAGAAGCCGAAGAAAAGCGGAAACGGAAAGAAGAAAAAGCGAAGCGAAAGAAGGAACAAGAGGAAAAGCUUAAAGACACCGAACGCAAGAAGCACAUACGGCCUUGGGACAAAGACAAGAGCGGCGUUCGUAAAGGUCAUCCCAGUGACGACGAAUCGGACGAUGACGAUGACGAAGAAUGGGCGUACAAACCAGAAAGAGAACCAAUGUCGCAAGAACAAUGGAACGAACAGCAACGUUCCAAACGAAACAUGGAAUUUGCACCGAUGCCUGGAACUGAAGCGGCUACCAGACAUUCAAAUCCAUUCAAUCCACCCAGUUACACGGCGACUGCGUUCGAAGAAUGCGAAAACAAAACGCUAAAUUUCACGACGAAAAAACGGAAACCGUUCGUGGUUCGGCCGGUUGACGAGCCAUCAUCGGCUGGCGCACCGAUUAACAGUGAAUUGAUUGACAAUUACAUUGCGAGCAGACGAGGUGCAGAGAUUGCACCACCUGCUAAUUUGGACGAUUCGGGGACGUUUACAAAGAAGCCGAAACGGAAUGAGCCGAGCAUCGAAUCGUCAAUUGAAGCGGGACUGAAGUUUUUGCGAGAACAGUCUGACAAGGGAACGCUGAGCACGAAAAUGAAGUGGACGUCCAAUGCCGAUUACUAAUGUGUGGUCGUUUCGAAUAAUAAAAAUUUUUUGUACAAAUGAA